GCAAAAAGGUUCAGGUGCGUAAACCUGCACCAGGAGCUUCCGAUGCUGUUCCCUCCAGGAAGCGCCCAACGCCAGUCAACCUUGCCAGUGCAAUAAAGAGAGGCAAUAGUGCGAUUUCUCAGAGACCCUUCAAAGAUAGGGUUGUGCACUUACUGGCACUAAAGCCUUAUAAGAAACCUGAACUUAUUCUCAGAUUGCAGAAGGAUGGACUUUCUCAGCAGGACAAGGAUUUGCUGGACAACCUUCUGCAACAGGUGGCAAAUUUGAGUGCAAAGGACAGCACUUUCACCCUGAAAGAUGGCGUAUACAAAGAAGUGCAGAAGGACUGGCCUGGCUACUCUGAAGGAGAUCAGCAGUUGCUGAAGAGGAUACUUGUUCGGAAACUCUGUCAGCCACAGAACAGUGGUUUUCAAGGAGAAGCGCCUUCCCUGAGUCCACCAAAAGACAAUGUGAACUCCAGCUCUCCUCCUCAGAAACGAUCCCAACCUCUGGAGUUUAUCGAUCCCCUGGCCAACAAAAAGCCCAGGAUCUCGCAUUUGGCUCACAGAACUCAGCCCACUUUCAACGGGAAACUGAAUUCCUCCAACGGGAAGGACGUCCCUACCCCUGCCCCUGCCCUGCCGCCGGCUGUCCCGGAGUCAGUGAGCUCCAGCUCCAGCCUCCCGGUGCUGGAGCUGCCGAGGCCUCACGAUCCCCUUUCGGAUGUCAGCAAUGACCUGACUCACAAUGGCAGAGACUGUGAGAACCCGGAGACGGCUGACAGACUGACUCAUCCUUUGUCAACAGACUGUCCUCAAACGAGCAAGCACAAUUGCAGCUCGUAUGUAAAAACCAAGAAAAAAUCCAAAAAGCACAAAGACAAGGAAAAGGAGAGAAAGGAGAAGAAAAAUGAAGAGAAAUGCAAAGAGGAGAAGCAGGACUGUGAAGUAAUAAAAAAUGCUGACUUAGUUAGUGUUCCCCAGGAACAGGUCACAGGUUUAAAUGGAACAUGCAAUAAUUCUAGUGUACCAACAUCAACUUCAGAAAUGCCAGAUUAUUUAUUAAAAUAUGCAGCCAUUUCCUCUUCGGAGCAGCGUCAGAGUUACAAAAAUGACUUCAAUGCAGAAUACAACGAGUACAGAGACUUGCACGCUCGGAUAGAGAGGAUAACUCGACGGUUUACGCAGUUAGAUGCCAAGCUGAAGCAACUUUUGCAGGGCUCUGAAGAAUACAAGACCAUCCAUGAUCAAAUUUUACAGGAGUAUCGGAAAAUUAAAAAGACUAACCCCAAUUACAGCCAAGAGAAGAACCGCUGCGAAUACCUCCACAACAAACUGGCUCAUAUUAAAAAACUGAUAGCAGAGUAUGACCAACAGCAGUUUUAG
Messenger RNA from Balearica regulorum gibbericeps (East African grey crowned-crane), 1364 nucleotides. Lineage: Eukaryota; Metazoa; Chordata; Aves; Gruiformes; Gruidae. The record is from RefSeq and is a predicted model, not a curated record.